AUGGACCAAAUAGGUUACUUUGCUGUGACGAUCUAUUUGUGGUUAAUAGAUUUUUGUUAAUGGCAGCAAAAUAACUAAUAAUGGUAAAUUGCUCAACUAUUAACAGCAGCAAAAACUAUCCACUAAAGAUCGUUUUGCUGCUACAAAUAGUUAGUUUCUUGCGGUUAAUAAAAAAAUCGGUUAAUCUAUUUGCUGUAAGCAAGCUUCGAUUUGGGACAAAUAAAUCGUAUUACUACGAUGUGGAUGUUAGUGAUAAGUUAGGUGUUCAUUUACUGCAACUUAGCUCCUUUUAGCUACAAAUAAAAAAGGUUGCUGCUACAAAUAAAUGAGUAAACUUAUUUGCUUUAUUAUCAUUUUAAGAGUGCGUGCUUUCUCAGUGUAUGCAGGUAGUUCGUGGGUGUAACAUAUACAAUACCUACAGCUGUGAGUUCGUGUGAAUUACGUACCUACUUGUUUUGUUACAAUUAGCUUACCGUAAUAUAAAUGGAUUAUAAGAAACUAUUGGAAGCGUGGGGUAUGAGUAAUUACAUAGAAGCCUUCGAAGAUGAUGGAAUUGACGAUGAGAGCUUUCCGAUAUUGGAUUCCGAGACGAUAGCGAAACUUUUCCCUAAAAGUGGACCACGAUUGAUAUUUAAAAAGAAAUACAAUGAAAUGUUUCCCACUCCUGCUACUUCAAAGAGUUUUGAAGUAGAAUCAAGUGAUCUCUAUAACUGCAGUACUCCAGCAUCAGUGUCAACUUAUACCACAAAUGAGUCUAUUAUAACUGAUCUAGAUGUCAGUUUCGUUCCAGAUCAAGAACUAUUAGAUGUAAUAGAAAAUAUUGGUAAUAAAGUCUCUGAAAAACGAAAGAUUGACGAUCCCUUGGAUAAUACCCCUUCCUGCAGUAAGAAGCAGCAAACUGGACUUGGAGAUAUAGAUAGUGUUUUCCCGGAGGGUUUGGAACGGGUACUACAAAAGUAUACAGACGGGAAACUUGUCUUAUUAAACCGAAACAAAUUAACUAAUGAUUUACGACAGAAAUUGGUAAAAGUGGCUGUAAAUGAGCUUUUUGCCAACAAAGGAUCAGAUAUUAGAGGAAGUACGUUCAUGAGAAUUGCCGAAGAGAUUACCAUACUAUUUCCUAAUGAAAAGUCCGAAACAUAUUAUAUACCAUAUAUAGUUACGGAAAAAAAAAAGAGGGGCGUUGGUCCCAAAGGGAAACUAUGGUCAAGGUACACAAACGUACGCACUGCACUUCGAAACGCAAAUGCAUUUAAAGAAAAUGAAAAUCCCAAUAAACCGUCAGAACAAAGCCAAAGCCCAAAUAAAGAAUUACAGCUCGAGUUUUUAAAGACAGCUACCGAACCUUACCUGAAAAUCUUGGCAAAUUGGCAAGAAACUUAUUCGUUGCGAAGAAAAUUGUACCUUAAUUCCAACUUGGAAACGAUUUUCACAGACUUUCCAUGUCUUAGGUUGAGUAGUGGCAUUGAACUGAUAGAAACAGAUUUCAACCAAAAAUUUCCUGAUAAAAUAGAUAUUAUAUAUACAACAUGGCCUAAAGUGAUGAAUGCAAUUAAUAAAGAGGCAGCGGAACGAAAUAUUUCAAUAGCUGAAGUUGCAGAUCCCAGUUUAAAAGCAUUAAUUACUUUACCAUUCCUAUUUCAACCUGUAACGUUGAAAAAAAAUAGAAAAGGUGUUAGUUGGAGACCUACAAGGGUGGAAGUGCAGGAGAGCUUUUUUAUGCGAAUUUCUAAUUUUGACGAAUUACAAGAAAAAAGAUCAUCCAGACGUCAAAAAUUGUCAACGUACGGACCAGCCAUAUGCUUGCGUAGCGGGGAAUUUGGAGGCUGUAAACAACUUCUACAUUGUCGUGGUAAAUGA
This is a messenger RNA of Photinus pyralis (common eastern firefly), 1860 nucleotides long. RefSeq lists its product as uncharacterized. The record is from RefSeq and is a predicted model, not a curated record. The transcript has 8 exons. Bases 484 to 1860 code for a protein of 458 amino acids. NCBI's taxonomy places the organism in Eukaryota, Metazoa, Arthropoda, Insecta, Coleoptera, Lampyridae.